Sinocyclocheilus grahami is the source of this 2267-nucleotide messenger RNA. Its product is annotated as LIM/homeobox protein Lhx1-like. Gene Ontology annotation, molecular function: RNA polymerase II transcription regulatory region sequence-specific DNA binding; DNA-binding transcription factor activity, RNA polymerase II-specific. Gene Ontology annotation, biological process: neuron differentiation; regulation of transcription by RNA polymerase II. The transcript has 3 exons. Gene Ontology annotation, cellular component: nucleus. The record is from RefSeq and is a predicted model, not a curated record. Bases 1 to 888 code for a protein of 295 amino acids. NCBI's taxonomy places the organism in Eukaryota, Metazoa, Chordata, Actinopteri, Cypriniformes, Cyprinidae.
AUGUCUAAUUCUGAGGCUUUUAUUUCGACCCCCUGUUUCCGACGGCCCUUAUUUCCCCAUUCAGUUACAGCAUGCAGUGAUCCUAGUUUAUCGCCAGAUUCUCAAGACCAGCUACAGGAUGAUGUCAAGGAUGGGGAAAUCGCGAACUUAUCGGACAAAGAAACGGGUAACAAUGAAAACGAUGACCAGAACCUCGGAGGCAAGCGGAGAGGACCGCGUACCACCAUUAAAGCAAAGCAACUGGAGACACUGAAAGCGGCGUUCGCGGCGACCCCCAAACCAACCAGACACAUCAGGGAGCAACUGGCGCAGGAAACGGGGCUCAACAUGCGAGUUAUUCAGGUAUGGUUUCAGAACCGGCGGUCCAAAGAGCGGCGCAUGAAACAGCUGAGCGCGCUCGGCGCGAGGAGACACGCGUUCUUCCGGAGUCCGAGAAGAAUGCGAACGCUCGUGGACAGACUCGAGCCUGGAGAAUUAAUUCCAACCGGCCCGUUUUCAUAUUAUGGAGAUUAUCAAAGCGAGUACUACGGUCCGGGAGGGAAUUACGACUUCUUUCCCCAAGGCCCCCCAUCUUCGCAGGCCCAGACUCCUGUAGAUCUCCCUUUUGUUCCAUCGUCAGGACCCACCGGUACCCCGCUAGGGGGCAUGGACCAUCCUAUCCCAGGCCACCAUCCGUCCAGUGAAGUACAGCGCUUUUCAGACAUCAUGUCUCAUCACCCAGGAGACUCACCCAGUCCAGAGCCAGGGAUACCUGGACCCCUGCACAGUAUGUCCUCAGAUGUUUUUGGACCCAGCCCGUCCUUUACAUCCCUCUCCCUCAACGGCAGCGGAUACAGCAACCACCUCUCCCACCCUUCAUCAGAAAUGAAUGAGGGCACGGUCUGGUAGCUUCUGUGAACGGACAUUUCGGCAGAGAAAAAUUACGAUAAACACAGGAAGGAGGGAGGGUGGGAACAGGGACACUGGCUGCACAUUCUGGUUCUCGUUUUUGUCUUUUCUCCCCCGUUUUUCCAUGUCAUAAAUGUGGUGGGACAGCUCACAGAGAGAGCAGCAGAGGGCAGCAUGGGUAUUGACAUUUACCUUCUUGAACUUGUUGUGUUGAUGUUCCGUUUCCUUCUUUCUUUCUUUAUCCUAAGUCCGAACUCAAGAAGAGAAUUGAUACUGUUGACCUGGGCGCUGUAUGAACUCAGCUAUGAGGCCCAGCGUAGCAGCGACCCUCCAGAAGCUCAACGUUUGUACCACCGGUUAUACCGCCGCUCUAAAAACAGCGAUUGCGACACAUUAACAGCGUCAGCUACCGUCAAAGACUUGUCAGCUUUACAGAGAAACACCCAAGGCGGCUGAUCUAACGCUAACCUGCAAUGUUGACUCCAGGAAAGAUCUAAGCCGUCAGACUAAUUUAUUUAUUUGAAAACUCCUCAGACCUCCUUGCCUUUCAAGGCUCUGCCAUACUGACACUUAAACAACCUUUUCGACACUAAAUAUGUUUCUGAAGGCCAGGGUGAAAAAGCUUUUUUUUCUCGUUCUGGACAUAUCCUGUUUGUUUUUUUCCCAAGAAUUCCACCAAAUCUGAAGAAGUUAGCCUUCAAAAGGCAAAGUGUUAAAAUGUGUAUGGAUGGUGAACCCUUUAUUUAAUGGAAGAGAACUUGAAAUGUUGAUAAAUGAAGUCUACCUUCUCAAAUUAUUUUAACAAGGGUCUGAAAGGGACAUAGAACAGUCAACUGUUUACGUAAUAUAUUUAAUUCAGGAGUUAAAAGUAUCAACCAUGAUUUAGAACCUCUUGAUCCAGAAAAAAUGUUCCAAGCAACCAACCAAACUUUUGUAUUGAUUUUAUUUAUAUUGUAUGAAGAAAACAAGUUUGCUGGGGUUGUGGUUCACUGUGCUAGUUUGUACAAAAUGUUGUUUACAAAAAAACCUGGAAAAAAGAAAAAAAAAUCAAGUAGACAGUUGCCAAAUAAAAACAUAGCACAAAUACUGUAAAAGUGCUUUGCACCAUUAUCUGCAGAACGUGUUGAAACAAAGUGUAAGUGUUUAAAAAACAAUGAGAAGUAUUGACUUCUUAAUUUUUUUAGUCUGCUGAAAAAAACAUUCAUAAAUUGUUAAUAUAACAUACUUAGACCUACAAGUUUUAUUUUUGUGUCUUUAAAGGAAAAUCCAAACUAUUGAAAUUGAUGGUCAAAUGUGCAGCAAGCAGCUGCUACUUUCUUUAAAUAUCAAAUUCUCAUGGUAUGUCUUUUAUUGUUCUAAUAAACCUAAGCUUACGUGAC